Ambispora gerdemannii is the source of this 336-nucleotide messenger RNA. The record is from the annotation of a GenBank genome assembly. NCBI's taxonomy places the organism in Eukaryota, Fungi, Glomeromycota, Glomeromycetes, Archaeosporales, Ambisporaceae.
AUGUCCAACAACACGCAAGACCAAGAAUUCAUUAGGCUUUCACAGUUAUCAAAUCAUUUAGCUUCUUUUACUGUUGGACUCGAGGACGGAAGCUUAAUAGAUACAACUGAAGGUAUAACUCAACAACACGCUACAAGCGCACACAAAUUACUGCAAAAUGCAAGUUUACUUAUUGCCAAGCAACAGUCUGCUGAUAGUAAUAAUGGCAGUAAUAAUGACAAUUUGUUGUUGGUACCGGCAGUAAGAAAAAUUACAGUUACAUUCAAGGAUUACACUUAUGGAUUCACUCUAUCGAACGAAAAGAUUUAUGCUGUCUCGCGCGCGAACCUUGAGUGA